AUGCAGGCGAUACCGCCUGCUACAUUCCGACUAUUCAGGUCCGUCAUCGACGCGAGAACGGAGCAUCUAGCCUUCUUACGACGCAUCGUAAGCGAGGAAGACCCUCAGUACGGCAAAGACAUCAAGAUUCACGACACGUUUGUCCGACUCGUUACCGAAGCUUUCGUUGCCCUCGGCGGAAAUUCCUGGAUAGAGACCGAGCAGUCAAGAGGCGUGCAAGGUCGAUCGAAUACCAGCAGUUUGACUCCAGAAAAGCUUGCCGACUUCAUCAAUUUCUCGGCAUUGGACUUAAAAAGCCUGAGCCUUGAGAGCCCAGGAGAGAAUUCAAGUGACAGCGUUCCUGUUCCUCUUCGUGGAUCCCAAAGGCGAGCCCAAGCGAAAUCGGGUAGAGGGGGCAAGGGCAAGAAAAAGGCGAAGAAGGCUCCCGGUGCCCUAUUGAACCAGGUACCUAUUGAGCAAUACAGCAUCGUCGAAGCCGAUGGCACUGGAGAAGCCGAGUCCUUUAUGGCUGCUUGCGCAAUUGCCAAGGAGUGCGUCGUACUCAGAAACUAUCUCCAGAAUGUCUGGCGCGAGGCAGCGUACUGUGGCUUGCAUGGGGCUAUUGCCGUCUUCAGCGAGGUCCCAGAGUUACAAUCAUACGAGACGCUUGUGGCGGCCAUCAUCCGUGGAAACCUCGAGACUGCACAAGGCUCAUUCAUCAAAGCUUUGGCAAAAGUUAGUCCGGGUGAUCAGCAUGGAGGAACCAAAACGACCUCUAUCGAUUUGAAAGAGUACAUUCAGCUCGGCACCUACCGGGAUCUUGUUGAUUUCCUCGAAGACUAUCAACAGUCAGAGGAUGGGAAGCCUACUACGAAGAUGCUUGUCAAGAUCAAAGACUGGGAUCCCACGCUAGACUUACAACAUACUACGAAGAGGGAAAGAUUGAAGUGGCGAAGAUCAUACACAAUCAACUGGCUUUAUGAUCUCGUCAACUCCUAUACAGCCCCUAAGCGCAGUGAUGGAGAAUGGGUGCGGCUUGAAAACUUACCCAACUGUCCGUUGGCGGGCUCUGAACCGCUUCUUGGUCUUCAGGAUUUCGCGUGUUUUGUCGUCUCGUUGUUAAUGAAGAAGCCAGGAACGGAUGUUCAUCAAGACAUCAUGCCUCACCGCGUCUUUCAGCUACAAUGCAUUGUCGAUGCUUUCACCGUAUCAUGUGGCUGGACCAACACCACUCGGCGGGGGCAUGUCAUUGGACCACGAUCUCCGGAUACGCUUGGCCCGAUGAGAGACAUUGAUGGGUUUCUGGGACGCAGACCCGUAGGAAACGGUAAUCAGGAGAGCAGCGUCAAAGGCAAAGGCAAAAGCGGUACCAAACUGUACAUCGGUGACAUUGAGCUAUCUAUAGGCGGCAGCACAAAGGAUGACAGCAACAUUCAAAACGACGACAAGAACUUGGGGUUCAGCAAUGGACUUUUUCGGUCUGCCAACUUGAUGGCUCACUUUUACGGGGCAGAACUCCGUAACGCCCAUAGGCAGCCAAUGAUGGAUUUCGUGAGCGUCUUUUGCAGAGAGUUCGACUUCCUGGGCCAGUCAGUGCCAAUGACUGGCGACAUACUCCCAACAUCCCGCUUUGAUCACACCGGACUCAAUGGUAUGUGGAGGUACUCUCCGUACCUCUGUGGUGUGGGAGUGAUGGAGGGCCUGGAAAGGGUCUACCGCACAAGCAUGCUCAUCUGGGACAGCCUCGAGGAACCGACGGCAAUGAUACAUCUCCACAACAUGCUUGUACAGCAAGGGCACAUAAAGCAGCCUUUGGCUCACUAUCAAGUACUACAAGACAUGUUUCGAGAUAGCUUCUUUCUCGAUGGCCAAGUUCCACGGUCCAACUUUGCUGAAGCCUUCCUUGGCAUCGGAGAGCUCUUAUGGGGUGAUGGCAGAGUGAAACAAAAGCCGGCCCUCCCAAAAUCAGCUGGAUACCAUCGCUCAAUCGACGUCAGCAGAAACUUGGCCUUCAACAUUAAGUCUCAUUUGUUGAUUUACCGAGAAGCGAAUUGGCAUGUCGAAUGGAUACCGGACAAGGAGCUCAAUCCACGGACUCGUUUGGCCUUGCUCCGCGCUUCGAGGCUGGUUGCCAAUACUCCGCUGAACAGCAUGACCAAAGAUGAGAAGAGUCUGGUUGACCGCGUCAAGAAAGCUUUGGGUGUAGACGAUCAAGAGCUACUGUCCCGAGGGAAUGCCCUGUUGAAGAAGCUCGGCGAGACACGGCCCCACCAGUACAGCACCGGCCGGAACGGUACGCCGAUUGAAGUCGUGUCCGGGGAUCGCGUCAGGCCUAGUCGAGUGCAAAUACUCGAUCUGAUCAAGGGAGACUUAUACAACGAUAUUUGUGGGAACCGCUCUUACUCCACAUUCAACUACAUACUGUUGUAUGUCAACAUGAUCGAAACCUUUGAGAAGAUUGAAUACGAACUUGCGAGAGCACAAGAUUCCGACUGCCAGAGCAUCCUGGAGUUGGGGACGCGGCUUCAUAUGGUUGAUGCACUGAUGCGGAAAGAGCGAGAAAGGGCGAGCCUCAAGAUUGUGGCAAAGGUCUUGGAGAGCCAGAGGGAGUUGCCAUGUCGCUAUCCCCGGAACGAGAAGCCUGUGGAAACAUGGUAUCAAGAAGAGGAUAGCUUGGAUUAUGAUGGAACCGAGAUAUUGUGCUCAGUCAUGUGA
Colletotrichum costaricense is the source of this 2694-nucleotide messenger RNA. RefSeq lists its product as uncharacterized. The transcript has 2 exons. Bases 1 to 2694 code for a protein of 897 amino acids. NCBI's taxonomy places the organism in Eukaryota, Fungi, Ascomycota, Sordariomycetes, Glomerellales, Glomerellaceae. The record is from RefSeq and is a predicted model, not a curated record.